Salvia splendens (bonfire salvia) is the source of this 1279-nucleotide messenger RNA. RefSeq names its product syntaxin-121. Gene Ontology annotation, biological process: intracellular protein transport; exocytosis; vesicle fusion. NCBI's taxonomy places the organism in Eukaryota, Viridiplantae, Streptophyta, Magnoliopsida, Lamiales, Lamiaceae. The transcript has a single exon. Bases 217 to 1104 code for a protein of 295 amino acids. Gene Ontology annotation, molecular function: SNAP receptor activity; SNARE binding. Gene Ontology annotation, cellular component: plasma membrane; endomembrane system; SNARE complex. The record is from RefSeq and is a predicted model, not a curated record.
AAACGAGGUGGCAUUACUCGUCUUCGUCACAUAUCACCAUCAUCAGUUGACUAUUCUGUGUCUACAGUAAGAGGAAGCAGCAGGGGCACGACGGGAGACUAAUUUGACUAGUCUCUUCUCUUACUCAUUCAACCCACCAAUUCUCCAUAUAUCUCCACACCUGUAAAUCCCCAAUUCCAAUCCCAAUUCCAAUCACAAUUUCAUUUCAGCAAUACAAUGAACGAUCUAUUCUCCGGAUCCUUCCGCGGCGGCGAUCAGUCCCCGCCGCUGACUCACAACAUCGAGCUCUCCGGCGUGAAUCUGGACCGCUUCUUCGAGGACGUGGAGGCGGUGAAGGACGAGCUCCGCGACCUAGAAUCGCUCCACAGCCAGCUCCAGACCUCCCAUGACCAGAGCAAAACCCUACACAACGCCAAGGCGAUCAAGGACCUCCGAUCACGCAUGGACGCCGACGUCUCCGCCGCGCUGAAGAAGGCCAAGCUCGUCAAGGUCCGCCUCGAGGCGCUCGACCGCUCCAACGCCGCCAACCGUAGCCUCCCCGGCUGCGGGCCGGGCAGCUCCUCCGAUCGGACGCGCACGUCCGUCGUGAACGGGCUCCGGAAGAAGCUCAGCGAGGCGAUGAACCGAUUCAGCGAUCUCCGGCAGCGGAUGGGCGGAGAGUACCGCGAGACAGUGCAACGGCGGUACUACACCGUAACAGGGGAGAAUCCGGAGGAGAAGGUGCUGGAUCGGCUGAUCGAGACAGGGGAGAGUGAGACGUUUUUACAGAAGGCGAUCCAGCAGCAGGGGAGGGGGCAGGUGAUGGAGGCGAUCAUGGAGAUCCAGGAGCGGCACGACGCGGUGAAGGAGAUGGAGAGGAAUCUGAGGGAGCUGCAUCAGGUGUUUAUGGAUAUGGCGGUGCUGGUGCAGAGCCAGGGGGAGCAGCUCGAUGACAUCGAGAGCCAGGUCAAUCGGGCAAGCUCGUUCGUGAGGGGCGGGACGGAGCAGCUUCAGGUUGCGAGGAAGCAUCAGAAGAAUACUAGGAAAUGGGCGUGUUUUGGGAUUAUUUUGCUGCUUAUUGUUAUUUUGAUCAUCGUUCUCUCCUUACGCCCAUGGCAGAAGUGAUCGUGAUCGUGAUCAUUCUUUUUAUUUUGUUGGGUGUGCUUUGUGCAAUAUGAUUUCUUCAUUUUUGUUUCUUCAUUGCAUUGCAUUGCAUUUUAUCCGACAUAUUUCUUUGCUAUCUCUCGAUCAUUAUUCAUUGUUGAAUUGUUAGGGAUCCAACUGUAUUUACCAAACUCAA